AUGGAUCGGAGCUUGGCUUUAGAUAGCACAUCCUCAGAUAACUAUUUUCGAAUAGCAUCCAUAUCCAUCGCGUUUUACGAUUAUCUUAUCACACUUCCCGCAGAAUGGCGGUUUUACCGAAGUCAACCGUCAAUUUUCCGUAUCAGCCUUGCCUGCGUCCUGUUUAUUCUCAUACGCUAUUUCAGUGUCCUGGUCAUGAUAAUCAGUAAUUAUGGAUACUUCGCCACCAGCUUUACCCAACAAACGUGUCAACAUUACUAUCUCGCGGCGCCUGCCUUCAAAGUUAUGCAAUCUAUGAUAUCACAAGUUAUCCUGGGUGUCAGGACAUUUAAUGUCGCAGGGAGAAACAGGAGGUUAGGAAUUGCACUUCUGCUGCUAUACCUCAUCACAGUUUCGGUGGAAUGGUUCACCAAUCUAUAUCACCGGAUCCCUGUCGUUGUUGAACUGCACCCAAUAAAUUCUGGCAAGAGAUUGUCUGCCUGGCUCUACUACCUCGUCGUGAUGUUGUAUGACCUCGUGAUGUUGACAAUUUCCACCGUACAUCUUCUGCGCUAUAAUCCUCUCAGCAGCAGAGUAGGUCGAUUGGUACGAGUCCUGAUAUAUGACGCGACGAACCUAUUGAACCUCAUUCUUUAUCAUACGACCGAUGCCGAGACUCAGUCGGCGGGGGCAUCACUGGGUUAUGCUGUAACAUGGAUUAUGAGCCAACAGAUCCUCGUACAUGUACGAGAGCCAGACCCUCGACGCCUCGAAAACGUGGUCAUCGCGCGUCCCAUCACACACAGCAGUGCGCGGAAGAACGCGAUGUCCGGUCUCCGCUCACAGUUCGAAUCGAAAGGCCACUCUAAAAACUCUAAAAGCCCCAUUGGUCCAGAGUUCCCGCCCACAUCAUCCCGCAAUGGGCAUCCCGAAGACGUGGAACUUGACGUACGUGUAUGCGUCGACCGCUCGGUGAAGGUGGACUAUGACUAUGACGAUUCGAAUUCGUGGGAUAAGCCGACGACCAAGUGA
Molecule: messenger RNA, 1011 nt
Organism: Suillus fuscotomentosus
Lineage: Eukaryota; Fungi; Basidiomycota; Agaricomycetes; Boletales; Suillaceae
Exons: 15
Coding region: 1-1011 (336 amino acids)
Source: RefSeq, a predicted model, not a curated record